Molecule: messenger RNA, 747 nt
Organism: Musa acuminata AAA Group (dessert banana)
Lineage: Eukaryota; Viridiplantae; Streptophyta; Magnoliopsida; Zingiberales; Musaceae
Exons: 2
Coding region: 1-747 (248 amino acids)
Source: RefSeq, a predicted model, not a curated record
AUGCAGACCAUCAUCCCGCUGGUCUCUCCCCCGAUGGCUUCACACUCAACCCUACCUCCACCACGGCAACGGCCCGCCGCUCAAAACCCCGCACCGCUCCCCGAGUCUCCCGCUUCGCCUCCGGACCAAUCGACCCAACCCGGGAGCCGAGGAGCGGAGGAACCAGCGGCGCACCCGACGCCCGUGGCCCCACUUUCAGACUCGGCGGAGGGCCUGUGGGCCCAGCUACGCCUCGUAGGCCGCCGGCUGGACGAGGUGCAGCGUGAGGUUCGCCGGACCAGGGGAGACCCGGGGGCCGAGCGACACCAGGGGUCCCCCUUCACCCCCGAGAUUCAAGAGCAAGCAAUCCCGCCGCAUUUUCGGCUCCCGUCAUUGGAUGCCUAUGACGGUGCCACCGAUCCGGCGGACCACGUAGCUGCUUUCCGCGCCCAAAUGGCACUAUACGGGACAUCCGAUGCCCUGAUGUGCAGGGCGUUCCCGACAACCCUGCGGGGCCCAGCCCGAGCGUGGUACAGCAAUCUGAAGACCGCGACCAUCGCCUCUUUCGACCAAUUGGCCAGAGACUUUGAGCUUAACUUCCUCGCUCAUGCCAAACCGAAGCCGUCGGUGGCGAUGCUCCUCGGGCUCAACCAGAGGGAGGAUGAGCCCCUCUCUCACUUUGUGAACCGCUUCACCACACAAAUCCGCGGGCUGUCUGACGCUCACCCUUCUUUGAUGAUGCAGCCAGAAUCGCCAACGCGCAAGUGA